Molecule: messenger RNA, 1521 nt
Organism: Chironomus riparius
Lineage: Eukaryota; Metazoa; Arthropoda; Insecta; Diptera; Chironomidae
Source: the annotation of a GenBank genome assembly
AAAGAGCGCUAACCUUUAUUUAAAAAGAAUUGUUUGGGAAAAAUAACUUCCAGUUUUAGAGAAAGAGUCAAAUUGUUCAUACAGUAAACUCAAGUCCCACAAUAAAUAUUUGAAAAUUAUUAAAGUUUUUUUUCUUGAUACAUUUUCAAGAUUUUGUUUCUUAGUAUUGUUUAUAAAUUGUCAUUGCACAGACCAGUUGUAAAACAGCUCAGUUCUUUAAAGAAGAUAACUUAGUGAUGAGAAAUUGAAGAAUCCAGAAGAAUAAUUGCCUUUUUAAAAAUAAUUAAUUAAAUAUAAAAGAGUUGGAAAGAAAAAGUGUUGUACAAUCUAAAUUAGAGAAGAAAUCAAAGUGAAAAUAAGAAGCAGAGUGAAAAAACUAAUAAUAGAAGUCAAGCAAAGCUAUAUAAGAAAAAGUUGAAAGAAUCCAAAGUGAAAUUAAAGUUUUUUUUAAACAAAUUAAAACAGAAAAAAAUACUAGGAAGUCAAAAUGACAAAUAUUGAGAAUAGCCGGAACUGUUUACGUCGAAUUAUUCACGACGAUAAAGAAUUUUCAAACCAAAGUAUCAUCAAUGUCAUUGAGAGAUUUGUAAAAAGUGUUAAUAUGAUGGAAGAGACGAUUUUGAUUCCAUCACGGCUAAUGGAUCGUCAGGUUGGAGACGCUACUGAUACUGUCAAACCAGCAGUUGAAAAGACAUAUCAUCAUCAUCACCAUCAUCACCAUAACAAAAAGAAAUCAUCAAACAAUAUUCAUGAUUGUUUGGGAAAUACAGAUUUAUUUAAUCUCUACAGUAUGUUAAAUUCAGUUAAAGUUGAUUUAUUGUGGGGCCGUAAUGGUCAAGAAGAGGAAACGACUGAGACAAACAACAAGAACAAUGAACGAAGUUGUGAAAUUAACACUAGAACAGAUGUUGUAAAUGUGACUGAGAAUUUAUCGGCUCCACAACAGACAACAAAUUCAGCAACUACAGAAUCACGAAAAGGUGGUCACGUUCGUCAACCAAGCACAGUGUCUUUAUCAUCCUCAAAUUCAAGCACGAUUAGUGAUAGCGAGAGUGAAAUUUCAUCAAAUGAAAAUGAUUCAGGAAUUGAGUCAGAAAAGCAACAGAAUAAGGAUAGAAGUCUUGAGGUAUCGAAACAAUUCCGUACACAUCUGCUAGGUUUAUAUAAAAGUCUCGAGCAAAUGACUGAGGCAGCCAGUUAUUUAACAGCGCGCUAUCAAAGUGAUAUGGGAGGUUGUUAAGAAAUUAUACACAUCCAUUACAUACUGUUCUUUUUUUUAUACUUUAAAUAAUUUCUGUUUUGCAUGAAAGUAGUAGGAUGCUCUCUCUAUCUACAUUAUCGUCUGUUCUCGUUCGUUCUUUAAUUCGUGCUCAUUAAAGACUUCUUCUUUCUCGUUCUUCAUGAAAAAAAAAAUGUUUAAGUUUCUUUCUAUAAACAAGUUUUUGAGCUUAAGAACCAGAAAAAAAUUUUCAUCGAUAUGCAUUGAGUAAAAAUGUGCAAAUUAGAUUAGAACCAUACAAA